AACGGUUGGAGAUUUCAAUGAUUCUAGAUUCACUGCAGGCGCCUUCUUCCGUUCAUUAGGUGUCUUCUUUGGAGUGUUUAUUGGUUCCUUUGCUAUUGGUGCUCUUCUAGGCUGCUUGACUGCUCUUCUAACUAAAUUUACCAAGGUGCGGGAGUUCCCUCUGCUUGAGACCGCCCUCUUUUUUAUCAUGUCUUACAGUUCGUACCUGAUGGCAGAAGCAGCACAGUUAACAGGAAUUGUUGCAAUCUUAUUCUGUGGAGUAACACAAGCGCAUUACACAUAUAAUAAUUUAUCGGAUGAAUCAAAAAGGAGAACCAAAGAGCUAUUUGAGUUGUUAAAUUUUCUAGCUGAGAAUUUCAUCUUUUCCUACAUGGGAAUUUCCAUGUUCAACAGAAAUAAUCAACAAUUUGAGUUGUUUUUUGUCCUAGCAGCUUUUCUUGCCAUCAUUUUGGGACGCUUGUGUAAUAUUUACCCGUUGUCAUUUUUACUGAAUUUGGGACGAAAACAAAAGAUAGGGAUGAACAUCCAACAUAUGCUAAUGUUCUCAGGUUUACGUGGUGCCAUUGCAUUUGCACUUGCAAUAAGAAACACAGCUUCUGAGAGCAGGCAACUGAUGUUGAAUGCUACCCUUAUCAUUGUCUUAGUAACGGUUGUCUUCUGCGGGGGACUGAGUACGCAAAUGUUAGCAUGGUUAAAAAUAAGAGUUGGUGUUGAGGAUGAAGAUGACCAACAAACACACCACACUAUGGACUCUGGUACGCUAGAACAUCAACUGCAUCGCCAGAGACAGAAAGAGAAGCAAGCAAAAAUUGUCUCCUUGUGGUAUGAAUUUGACUUCAAGAUGAAAUGAUUGUGGAAGACAGUGACACAGAUUUCAUUUUAUCAGAAGAUGAUCUUGUUCCAAACAAUUCUGAGAACUCUAAUAAUCCAGGUGUUUUAGACACCAUGUCAGAGGAUGAAGCAGCACUUGACGGUGAUCUUGGCCUUGGAGCAACUAAACUACAAGGAAUGCCGCCAAUGCCAAGUCAACAGACCAUCAUUUAAGAUGAUUUUACCAAUUCCAGAUUUCUCUGAAGGGGACUUUGCUUGCGAAUGUGCAUUUUGUAUGAAUCAUGGUUAUUUUGUAUUACUAUCCCUCAUAAAUAUUAAUUUGGUAUUUUCAAUUCAAUUCUUCUUGUAUUCACCAUCAAAUCAAUUUACAAAUGAAUCUUUUAAAAUGUUAAAUAGUGGAUAAAAGAUGAAAAGGACCUUCAUGAAACCUAUAAAAUGAAGACCUAGAUGUAGUAAAUUGAUUAAGUGAAAAAAAAAACUCCCGGAACUCGCAGGAGUCUCCUGGAAAUCUGGACGGCCUUCCACACUCUCACAAACAAGCAAGAAUCUCCCGGAAGUUAACCCAUAUCCCACAAAUUCAUAUGUGCACGUUUUCACUGCUUUAUUAUCAAUUGUCUCAUGGAAGUCAUUGCCAAUGUGUAUCACAAUGUGCAGCAAAAUAUAAUUAAAUGUUACGAAAGCUAAUUAGGCAGAUCAGUGCCGGAUUCAAGAGGGAAGCCCCCCCGCCCACUAAAUUUAUCAAAAUUUAGAAAAUGGAGAGAAAAGAUAAUCAUAUUCAAAUUUAAGUCUGAGAGUGCCAUUUCUGACCAUCUACAGUAGACGUGCCAUAAUCAUAAAUUUUCUUACAUCAGCCUCAACCAUGGUGGGGCUGAGGUGGUAUACGCUGGACACCUGUGAAGCCACUCUCUGAACCCCCCUCCGAGGGCGUCCAAGUUCUCCGCCGAGGGGGCGAUGACCCCGAUAGGAGCAAAGUGGGUGUAGUCGGGAAUUUCUAAAGAUAUAUCGAAGUGGUCCAGGGGCUGAAACCCAUAAAAGGCUUAUUUAAUUGAUUUUAGAGUACCAAUAUGUAGAAAACACAGUACCUGUACAUGUAAAUUUUUGGGGGUGUGGGGGGGCGAGAGCUCUCCUCUACUGGGGCCCUGCCUCCACACCCCCCUCCCCCUCCCCCCACUAAUGGCAACCUUGCUCCCAGAAUUGACUUCUUCCAACUUGGGACCCCUGCAUUUCACAAGUACACAAGAAAAAUACAACCUAACCUAACAUUAAAAAUCUAAAGAAUUAUUUAAAAAGCAAGCAAACCAAUGACCAAGGUCAAAUUUCAACAGGGUGUUGGGGGAAGUGGGGGUGAGGAAUAAUAUUUCCAGGACAACUGAUCUUGUUGAUAUGUAUAACGAUAUUUUAUUGGUCAUUUCCACCUGGUAAGGGGUGCUGUACUUUUUACUACUUCCCUGCACAUGCCAAAUUUACUUGUACUCAGGGGAAAAGUACUACCAUAAAUCGACUAGUGCACCACUGCAUAAUUUUACCUUCACAGAUCAAAAUGGCUAAUGCAGAUGAGCAGUUUGCUGUUUAAUAUUUAUGAUGUAUAGUUAAAAACAAAUACAACAUGGCUUUAUUUGGCAAAAGUGUGAAUUCUGAUUAAGAUUGGGUAGUCUCAAUCAUCCAAAACCUCGGGAAGUAUAACUUGAUACACCUCAUGUUGUAUUUGCCCUUCAAGCCAUGUUGUAUUUCUCAGAUGAUUCGUCUCAGUGGUACAAAGCCUCCAAGAGUUCCAUUUUGAUGAAAUAUUUUAUGCCUAUGGAUAAACUUAAAUCAGCUUAUUGUAUAAGAUUGUAGAAUUAUUGUCUGCACAUUCCCUUCUCAGUGGCAUUUGAGAUUUAAUAUUCAGCGAUUUUUAUCGUACUUGUACUUAUAGUUAUUGUAUUCAAAUAUAAAAUAUGCAUACUUAAGCAACAAAAAAUGUAAAUUUUUGAUUUUUUUUUUUUUUUGGUGGAAUGAUUGGUUGCCAUGUCAACACGAAGCUGAGAAACAUCCAUAAAUUGAUGCCAGUUUAAACAUAUCAAUACCAGAAUUAUACAAGGAAUGAAUUUCUAUGUAUAUGCAUGAUCAAAAACAUUUGAAGUAUCUGUAGACUCACUAACUUUGACUGUAAUUUUUACCUGGUUUUGGUUGGUAGUAUAUUUUACCAUUGUUCCAUAUAAGAUAUGGUUUAAGCUUUCUUUAAAUCUAAGUUAACACAUUGUGAAUAUCAUAAAACAAACCCCUGUUAUGUCAAUAAUCGCUGUUGCACGCUUUUCUUGUUUAAGUUAUAAUAACGUGCUAAAUAGCACCCUACAUUGUCCUUUCAAACUUAACACUGUAGUGUGAUGUGUUUUUCUGUACUUAUCUACUGACAACCAUUAAUAUAAAAUGCUGAUGAUGUAAAGUACUGUACUAUAUUUGUGUGGUGUUACAAACGGUACUACAGACUAGAUAGAAUUGUUUCAAGGUAAUAAUGUAAGUUUAUUAUAUAUAAGACUAUUAAAAAAUAUCACAAAUACUUCCUUUUUUUUUUUACAUUUCCAUGCGCUAGACUCAGGGUUGGCGACAGGAUUUUCCCGAUUAAAGUGUAAGUGGGUUGGUAGGGUGUUGCUCAAAAACUCUUGGAAAGUGAACCCCCAGAAACUAUGGCAAUUUAAGGGUUUCAAAGGCUCAUUUAAUCGAUUUUAUUAGAGUCUACUCGAGAAUGUGUCAGUCGAGCGAUACAAGUUGUUUGUAGACUUGUGAGAUAUUGCGCUAUUUAUCAACGUAAGUGAAUGAGAAUAUAUGUUUAUGUGGGCAAUGGCCACAUGAUUACAUUUAACUAUAUUCUAUAAUAAUACAUGAAUAUUAGACAAAGAAACUCAGAAUGACGUGAUACAGAAAAUCUAUUGUUAAUCGGAAAAACAAUAAAUGUAUUAGUAAUUUGAGCUUAACAGCUGGCUCGCUGGACAAACCCUGAUAAUUGCACUCACAUAUGCUACCAGUGUUCCAUACUCGUCUGGCUGAAGUAACAUUGCAUGUACCAGACUUUUCCGUUAAUGCUCUCUUGGAUAAUAUUGUUAAGGUCUCACAAAACGACAGUGUUAAAACAUACGGUACUUAAAUUUUGUGGGACAAGUGUGCUUGUUAGGCACACGCGUAUUACUGACUUUUCAGAUUGGUAGGUUGUUGAGGGUUUAGUUUGACACACUAGAAAGGUCUGUGUCAGGCUGAAAGCCAUCAACCAAAAAGCAAUGUAAUUUGUGAUGUUUACUCUUGUUCUAAUGUAAAAAAAAAAAAA
Anneissia japonica is the source of this 4132-nucleotide messenger RNA. Its product is annotated as sodium/hydrogen exchanger 9-like. Gene Ontology annotation, biological process: sodium ion transport; regulation of pH; proton transmembrane transport. Gene Ontology annotation, cellular component: recycling endosome; membrane. NCBI's taxonomy places the organism in Eukaryota, Metazoa, Echinodermata, Crinoidea, Comatulida, Comatulidae. The record is from RefSeq and is a predicted model, not a curated record. Gene Ontology annotation, molecular function: sodium:proton antiporter activity.